AUGAUUGGGAUAGGAGAAGGAAGAAAAGUUCAAAACUGUGGCGGUAGAGGAAAAGGCCAAGGUGCAGGAGGAGGUGGUGUUGGUGUAGGAGGAAAUUUAGGAGGAGGUGUUGGCGCUGGAGGAGGUACUGGAGGAAGUUUGGGAGGAGGUGUUAGUGGUGGAGGUGGUGCUGGUGGAGGAGCUGGUGCUGGUGCAGGAGGAAGUGCAAAAGGAGGUGUUGGCGGAGGCGUCGGUGCCGGAGGAAGUUCUGGUGUGGGAGGAGGUGCAACAGGGGGUGUUGGUGCCGGAGGAGGUGCAACAGGAGGUGUUGGUGGAAGUGUUGGUGCUGGAGGAGGUGCAACAGGAGGUAUUGGUGGAGGUGCUGGUGCAGGAGGAAGUGCUGGUGUGGGAGGAGGUGUAACAGGAGGUGUUGGUGCCGGAGGAGGUGCAACAGGAGGUGUUGGUGGAGGUGCUGGUGCGGGAGGAAGUGCUGGUGUGGGAGGAGGUGCAACAGGAGGUGUUGGUGCCGGAGGAGGUGCAAUAGGAGGUGUUGGUGGAACUGUUGGUGGAGGUGCUGAUGCGGGAGGAGGUGCAAUAGGAGGGGUUAGUGGAAGUGCAGGAGGAAGAGUCGGUGCUGGAGGAGGAGCUGUAGGAGGUGUUGGAGGAGGUGCUGGUGCAGGAGGAAGAGUCGGUGCUGGAGGAGGUAUUGGAGGAAGUGCUGGUACGGGAGGAGGUGCUGCAGGAGGUGUUGGUGGAGGUGCAACAGGAGGUGUUGGUGGAAGUGUAGGAGGAGGAUUCAAUCCUGGAGGAGGUGUUGGUGCGAUAGGAGGUGUUGGUGCGGGAGGUGUUGGUGUUGGUGGAGGUGCAGGAGGAGUUGUUGGUGGAGGUGCUGGUGCAGGAGGAAGAGUCGGUGCUGGAGGAGGUGUUGGUGCGGGAGGAGGUGCAGCAGGAGGUGUUGGUGGAAGUGCUGGAGGAGGCAUCGGAGGAGGUGCUGGUGCUGGAGGAGGUGUCGGUGGAAAUGCAGGAGGAGGAGUCGGUGUUGGAGGAGGAGUCGGUGCUGGUGCAGGAGGAGGUGUUGGUGGAAAUGCAGGAGGUGGAGUCGGUGCUGGAGGAGGUGUUGGAGGGGGUGUUGGUGCGGGAGGAGGUGCAGCAGGAGGUGUUGGUGGAAGUGCAGGAGGAGGUUUCAGUGGAAAUGUAGGAGGAGGAAUCGGUGCUGGAGGAGGUGUUGGAGGAAAUGCUGGUGCAAUAGGAGGUGCAACAGGAAGUGGCGGCGGAGGAGGAGGUGUUGGUGCGAGAGGAGGUGCAACAGGAGGUGCUGGUGUUGGAGGAGGUGCAUCAGGAGGUAUUGGCAUUGGAGGAGGUGCAAUAGGAGGUGUUGGUGGAAGUGCAGGAGGAGGAGUCGGUGCUGUAGGAGGUAUUGGAGGAGGUGCUAGUGCGGGAGGAGCUGCAACAGGAGGUAUUGGUGGAAGUACUAAUGCAGGAGGAGCUGCAGCAGGAGGUGUUGGUGGAAAUGUUGGAGGAGGAGUCGGUGUUGGAGGAGGUUCUAAUGCGAGAGGAACUACAACAAGAGGUGUCAAUGAAAAUUUAAGAGGAACAAAAAGAAGUGACCGCCAAAUCUAAAAUUAGUAUAAGUGGAAGCAUUGAGCUUUAAUCGACACUAGAGAAAAUAGUAAUAGAAUUAAUGAAUAAUAAAAUCGUGGUCUUAUAAUUAAUAAAAUAAAAGUGAGUACAAUAAUGUUGUAGUACAAAUAUUAGAGCUAGGGUGAUGAUAUAUCUUUAAUAUUAUAGUUGAACUCUACAUAUUGUUAUAAAAUAAUUUUAUUACAGCGGUGUGCCAUAUGAUAUUGUGAUGGAAACAUUGUGAUAAAAUCAAUUACACUUGAUAUAAAAAUAUCAAUAACUA
Molecule: messenger RNA, 1882 nt
Organism: Vicia villosa (hairy vetch)
Lineage: Eukaryota; Viridiplantae; Streptophyta; Magnoliopsida; Fabales; Fabaceae
Product: glycine-rich cell wall structural protein-like
Exons: 1
Coding region: 1-1599 (532 amino acids)
Source: RefSeq, a predicted model, not a curated record